CCAAGUAGAACUUUAAAUUGCGCAAUAUGCCUUAGGGCUUUGCGGUACGUCUCUUACAAAAAUGUUUACAUAUUCUUUGUUCAUCAUUUUGUUUCCUGAAAUAUCAAAGUACAUCACGAUUCGCGACCAAAAAACGUCGAAUUCAGCGACUCUCGAAAACCGUGGCGAUUUAGCUUGGUUGACCUUUAACCUUUCAUAUUGUGCUACAUCAUCGCUGACCAAUCAGCUGGCGGGAAUCCCGGGUGCGCGGCGGGGCCGACCAAUCAGCGCGCGGCAAAUUUAUCAUCCUUGUUUUGCCAAGACGUCCACUUCCUCCGCCCCCGUCUUGGGGUUUCAAAACAAAAACAGACGAAGGAGUGAAGGUGGGAGGUGUACCUGAACUUGAGGGAAGUUUAGGGGAACACCUGAGGGCCCCACACGAUGCCACACCGAGGAGAGAGGGGCCGGAAUCGCUCGGGAAACGCGGGCGGGGAGGGGGACCGAGCGGGUCAGGACAACAACAACCACGAGUUCUGGUGCUGUGUCCCAGGGUCCUCGGGAUGCCAGCUAGGCAGUCCCGUAAGUCUUGCGAAUCCUGAAGACGUCGUGAAGGUGGUGUGCAACCACGACGGCUGUCCCGAGGGGCCCUACAUGCACAAGCAGUGCUUCGAGGAGUGGGAGGAGACCGUGCUGACGUUCCUUCGUUCCUCGGGGAGGGCGCGAAGCUGGUCCGAGAAGCAGCGUCGUCAGAACCUGUGGACCAAGAAGGGGUACGACUUGGCCUACCGUGCUUGCGCCUGCAAGUGCGGCAAGGGCCACCUCCGCAAGGACCUCAACUGGAUCCCCGUCAAACCCACGGCCGAGCGAGCCGUCGUGGACAACGAGCCAGCAGCGCACGAGAAAACAGAAGAAGAAGAAAAAGAACGACAAACCAGAUCUUGGGAAGGGUCCCCUGAGCCAACCCCCCUCCGCGCCUGUGAAAGGUCGCCACCGCCAGGCCUCUUCCUCCUGCACCCUCUCCGACACCAGCCUGGUAGUACCCCCCCUAACGCCGCCAUGGACUACGCCCCCUCCCCCUCCCCGCCUUGGGAGAGUACCCCCUCCCCACGCCGAAGUCGCACCGAGUCACAAUCCUCGGACAACAAUAGUGGCAACUACUACUACAACGCCUCCAUGUUCACCAAGAGGCUCGACCUGUCCCUCUUAUACAGCGUCUUGCCUCCGGACAAGCUGAACCCCAUCCACAUCAAGAUGGAGGACGAAGGCCACGCGGACGACACGCGCCAGUUUGUCCUGUCCAACCUGACCGCGUACCGCGUCAGCACCAUCCCCUGCGUCCUGUGCAACACCCAGCUGCCCGUGUUCGACCGCUACCCGCUCGUGGACGGGACCCUGUUCCUCACCCCGCAGGACUACAACGCGCAGAGUAUACGAGUGUUCGUUGGCGGACGCUGGCUGUACCUCUCUGCGGUCUGCGUGCACUGCCUCAUGGGUAUACAGACCUGCGUGGUGUGCAAGAACUGCAAUGCACGCUGGGACGGCAGCUCGCACCAGCUGGGCACGAUGUACACCUACGAUAUACUCGCCGCCAACCCGUGCUGCCCGCACCGCGUGAGUUGUAAGGCCUGCGGGAAGCCGGUACGCGACCCGAGCGAGGGCACGCACUUCUACUCGGAAUACUCGACGUCCGUUCAAUGUCCGCACUGCGGGGUCCCGGACUACCACUUUAUAAAACCCCUCAGCACCUUCAAGCAAGUGUCGGACGGUCUAGCCUGUUAAUGUAAGCUCUUACUUAGUACAUGGACACUAACUGCAGUAUACGCAGAUUAGCCUUAGCCUUAGUAUGCUUAAGGAGUCUGGGGUCCGGGCUGUGGUGUGUUCUGGACAGUGGUCUCUAGUUGGGAAUUCAGGGCUGGAAAUGUCUUCUGAACAUGCAGUGUCUUACAGCUAGUAAAUUCUUAGCUGUGGACAUUGUUCCAACUUUUACCUGGUUGUCAGUGAUACACUGAAUUUUACCACCUCUAAAAACUUGAAGAAAGAAUUAAGUGUAAGAAAUGUUCACAAGUAGCCUAGGUAUUAUCCUCCAUUGUAACUGCUGGCUAAGUCUUUUCGCUUGCUAACGACAAACAUUAGCAAGCAAAAAGAUUGAGCCACUGGUUUACUCAGAGGAUGGUACCCAGGCUAGUUUACAAGCUUGUCCAUGGAACUGAGUUGUUUUGAUUGAGCUCUAGUCUACCCUGAGGCAUACCCAUAUGUUUUCUAAGAUGUAGAAUAAUUAUUGGGCUGUUUUCAGGGUGUUACUGUCCUUGCAAAUAAGGUCGACAGCUUACAGUGUUCUUCCUGAAGGACAGUGACCUCGCAUUUAAAGGUCACCGGAACCUAGGCAGGGUCAAGGUGAACCUGUGCAUUAUUUUGUUGACCUUCACAACAAUUUAAAGAGGUGCUGACAUGCAGUUUAGGAACUUGCAGCAAAAAUAAUUUCGAGACCUCCUUCAUAAGGCAAGUUCCAGUACAAACUGGCAGAGGAAUUACGAUUUUAAAGGCAUGGAAACACUGACUAAUUGCAUUGUACAAAAGCCUUUAGGUUAAGGCUUGAAGUUGACCACUGUCCAGGCACCGCUGUCCGUGAUCAGCUAAUUUUGCUUCACGCUGGUGGAAAUUAUUUCUUAAUGUUAAGCCAGAGCUUCUGUGUUUUGUGUGUUUGUUAUGAAGAACCCAGAAGGAACCUGGUAUUAAGAUGUGGCCAGGAUGUCAUCUCUCUGUUGUGCGCAAACUUCACACGAGAACCAUGCAAUGGCUUUCAGCAGGCAUAUGCAGUCAAAACUGCUCAAGAAGACACACACAAAAAAAAGAAAAUGUGGUCACUAUAGACACGUAUCAUAAUGCUUGUGUCCUUGGCAAAAACUAAAGAGACCGCCAGAAAAAGUGAUCACAUUGGCCAGGUGGUCCUUAUAGACAGGUUUCUUAAUGCUUGUCUCAUUGGGAAA
Messenger RNA from Branchiostoma floridae (Florida lancelet), 2966 nucleotides. Its product is annotated as headcase protein homolog. The record is from RefSeq and is a predicted model, not a curated record. NCBI's taxonomy places the organism in Eukaryota, Metazoa, Chordata, Leptocardii, Amphioxiformes, Branchiostomatidae.